Molecule: messenger RNA, 963 nt
Organism: Pseudozyma hubeiensis SY62
Lineage: Eukaryota; Fungi; Basidiomycota; Ustilaginomycetes; Ustilaginales; Ustilaginaceae
Exons: 1
Coding region: 1-963 (320 amino acids)
Biological process (GO): oxaloacetate metabolic process
Molecular function (GO): catalytic activity; magnesium ion binding
Source: RefSeq, a predicted model, not a curated record
AUGAUCAAGAAAUCGCAAUCCUCUUCCGCCGAUACCAUCAUUUUUGACCUCGAAGACUCGGUGGCAGCGCACAAGAAGGGCUCUGCACGCGAGACCGUGUUCCUGGCGCUCGAAGCUGCCGCUCGUCCCGGCCCGGAGCUGGCGGUGCGCAUCAACCCACCUUCCGAGGCACGAGCGCUGGCAGAAGACGAUCUGGACAUGAUCCUGCCUAGCCGUCAGUUGCAGGCGAUCGUGGUGCCCAAGGUGGAGCACGAGGAGGAUGUGAGGCUGAUCGUGGAGAAGGCGAAAGCGUUGAGGGACGGAUCGACGUUGGACGAGGUGGGACCGUUGGCGUUGGUGUUGUCCGUCGAGUCUGCUGCGAGCUUGUUGAGGAUGCCGAGGAUCGUCGAGACGAUUCGGGAAGGAUUAGGACAGGAUCCCUUCUCAGGAGAACUGGCUUCAAAUGCUACAAAAACACCGGUAGCGCAGGUGGUAGCGCUGCUCUUCGCUUCCGAAGACUACUGUGCCUCGACGGGGAUCCUGCGCACCCGCGAUCGAAAAUCCCUCCUCUUCCCACGAGCUCACAUGGCCACCAUCGCCAAGGCAUACAACCUGUCCGCCAUCGACAUGGUGUGCAUCGACUACAAGGACCAAGACUACCUCGUCGAAGAAGCGCAAGAAGCCAAACAGCUCGGGUACGACGGCAAGCAGGCCAUCCACCCAGUUCAGGUGGAUGCGAUUCAAGACACGUUCAACCCGACGCAAGAGGCCGUCGACAGAGCAGCAACGAUCCUGCACCUCUACGAACACGCCAGUCAGGGCGAGAACAGAGGAGCGUACGGAUUGCAGGAGAAGGGGGGCGGGAUGACCAUGAUCGAUCGACCGAUGCUGUUGCAGGCGAGCGCGGUGGUGGACAAGGCGAGAAAGGCCGGUAUGAGGAUCCCUGAGGGUAAGGAAUUGGAACAGCAGCACAAGCAGCAGUGA